GUGAAAACCAAAGACAAAAUCAUGCUAAUUCCAGGAAAAGAGAAAUCUACCCUGAGUUCCCAUCUGAAAGAGCCAGCGAGGAAAACCAUGAUAGGCGUAGAGACAACCACAGUAGUGAUAGGAAUGCAGGAAGUGGCAGUGAGGUGGGAUCUUACAAACCUGUAGCCGUAAUCAUCAAAGAAAAAAAUCAAAUGCAGAGAAAUCCAGCCAGGGUCAAACCUGAAGGAGCCAGGGCUCAGGUUCGGGUGGCAGAAGAGGGUCCAAGUGUGAAAGUAUCCCAAAUAAAGAAUACCUUUGAUGUCCCAAAGAAAACCAAAGAGAGGCCACCAGAAGUUCAGACCCCUCCAAAGAAAGAUAUGUUGCGGCGAGUUGUGCGACAGAGCAAGUUCCGUCAUGUCUUUGGUCAGGCCGUGAGGAACGACGCGUGCUACGAUGACAUCCGUGUGUCCCGAGUCACCUGGGACAGCUCCUUCUGUGCCGUCAACCCCAAGUUUGUCGCCAUCAUCAUAGACGCCAGCGGGGGAGGAGCCUUUCUUGUACUUCCUCUACAAAAAUCUGGCCGUAUAGACAAGUCCUACCCCACAGUAUGCGGUCACACGGGCCCAGUGCUGGACAUCGACUGGUGUCCUCAUAAUGACCAUGUCAUUGCUAGCGGCUCGGAGGACUGCACGGUCAUGGUGUGGCAGAUCCCUGAGAACGGGCUGGAGACCCCCCUCUCCCAGCCGGUGGUCGUGUUAGAGGGCCACUCCAAGAGGGUGGGCAUCGUGGCUUGGCAUCCCAACGCUCGCAACGUUCUCCUCAGUGCAGGCUGUGACAACCAGAUCGUCAUUUGGAAUGUGGGCACGGGAGAGGCCAUGAUCAACCUGGAGGACAUGCACCCUGAUGUUAUCUUUAGUGUCAGCUGGAGCCGCAAUGGCAGCCUGCUCUGCACCGCCUGCAAGGACAAAAAGGUCCGCGUCAUCGACCCCCGUAAAAAAAAGGUUGUCGCGGAGAAGGACAAAGCUCACGAAGGAGCUCGGCCAAUGAGAGCGAUCUUUUUAGCAAACGGAAACAUUUUCACCACUGGAUUCAGCCGCAUGAGCGAACGCCAACUGGCCCUGUGGAAAACUGACAACAUGGAUGAGCCAAUAUGUGUUCAGGAGAUGGACUCCAGUAACGGGGUCCUGCUGCCCUUCUAUGACCCCGACACCAGCGUAGUCUACCUGUGUGGAAAGGGCGACAGCAGCAUUCGGUACUUUGAGAUCACUGACGAGGCUCCGUAUGUUCACUACCUCAGCACCUUUUCCACCAAGGAGCCCCAGAGAGGCAUGGGAUACAUGCCCAAAAGAGGCCUGGAUGUCAACAAAUGUGAAAUUGCAAGGUUUUACAAAUUACAUGAGAGAAAAUGUGAACCCAUCAUCAUGACAGUCCCACGUAAGUCGGAUCUGUUCCAGGACGACCUGUAUCCCGAUACGUCCGGCCCUGACCCCGCCCUGGAGGGGGAGGAGUGGUUCGCUGGGAAGAACGGAGGUCCUCUCCUGAUCUCACUCAAGGACGGCUACGUCUCCACGAAGAACCGGGUUCUAAAGGUGGUGAAAACAAACGCCCUGGAGACCAAGCCAGUCACAAAAGCAGAAAACACCCCCACUGUCCAGAAGAAGCACGUCUCUCCACAGCCCUCAGUAAAAAUGGACCAGAAAAUGGAAGAUAAACUGGAAGUAGUCCUCCGAGAGUUUAAGUCACUCAGGGACCGCGUCAUCCUCCAAGACCGUCGGAUCGCCAGACUGGAAGAUCAGGUGUCCAAGGUCUCGAUGUAAGACGCCGCCCCCUUUGCUGUUUUUGGAGAGGAACCGAAUGGUCGGGGUCAGUCAUGGCCAAAUCCUUAAGAUUCGGCUUUCGGCUUGGUGUCAUCCCACGAUGAGACCAAGCCCUACAUUCCAAGAUUAACUUUUCUCAUCAUGUCUCCCAUUUCACACUUUCCCCCGACACACACCGAGAAAAAGGAAAAACUCUCCAAGCUUGUGUACACUUCUGAAGAAAAGACAUUUUUGUUUUAAGGAUAAAGUCUUAACUUCUUUUUUUUUUAUUGUGGUAAAACAUUCUUAUGUGAAGUUUGUACUUACUACUCAAAAACUUGUAGCAUCAGUAUUUCCAUUGUUAUUUUUCGUGUUGCCAAAUAUGAGUCGUGUGCGGUUUCAUGCACUGCUUUUACAUUUAUUUGUUCUCCUGUCGUACAUUCCAGUCACAACCUGGUAGAUUGGUUUAGUCGAGCUGGAUUUUUUUAAAUAGCUGUUGAACUUUUUUCCUCCCACCAGUUUGCUCAUUGAUAACCAUCAGAUUUAUGAAUGUGGAGGAAUUAUUUUAAGACGUUUUGUUCCUGGUCUUCUGGGCUUGAAAUGUAACAUUGGGUUUUAUUUGGGAGGGGAGGGGGGGUUGCAUCUAUAUGGUGUAAAUGUUGUGCAAAAUGUAGUGGUGCCUCUUGUCACUGUUGAGGGUCAAAUUGAAGUCGCCCUCUGCAGUGCAUACGUGGUCUUGGGAAGGGACCACUCACCCAGCUUGUGUUUCACUGAACCCCUGACAAACAGUUCUGUGCACAUAAUAAAGAUUUUACACAGGAAGAACUCUUUUUCUUUCUUUA
This is a messenger RNA of Trematomus bernacchii (emerald rockcod), 2617 nucleotides long. RefSeq names its product coronin-1C-A-like. Gene Ontology annotation, molecular function: actin filament binding. Gene Ontology annotation, biological process: cell migration; actin filament organization. NCBI's taxonomy places the organism in Eukaryota, Metazoa, Chordata, Actinopteri, Perciformes, Nototheniidae. The transcript is spliced from 11 exons. The coding region runs from base 192 to 1796 and encodes 534 amino acids. The record is from RefSeq and is a predicted model, not a curated record.